Molecule: messenger RNA, 465 nt
Organism: Arctia plantaginis
Lineage: Eukaryota; Metazoa; Arthropoda; Insecta; Lepidoptera; Erebidae
Source: the annotation of a GenBank genome assembly
AUGUCAGCUACGUGCUGUGAUCCAAUGAAAGCAUUCGUUAGCAGGAUUAGAGCCUGUUAUAAAGAAAUGGAAACAACAGAACUAACGUGUGAAUUAGCAAACUGCGUAACUGAAGAAAAAUAUCACAUAUCACAAAAUGGCAAAAUCAACAUCACCAGUUGUUACGCGUUGCUUGAAAGAUUGGACGCUGAACAGCCUCUAACUAAAGAUAUGAACCAAAUGAUAAGAGAGGAAUGCAUUAAAAAGCAUGGAUACAAACGAUAUGUCACAUCGUACGACCCUAAAUGUGAAGUUUUGCAGUACAUGACGUGCGCCUACAAAUGUCCCAGGUACAAUAAAUCACCAUCUAUGUGCCGCAAGUUGGGCAGAGACGUUAAAACUUGUGACCCGAAAUGUGACAAGUAUUUGGCACAAAAGAAAUCUAAGAAAUGCAAUAAGACCAGGAGCCAUAUUGUCUCAACUUAA